Chrysoperla carnea is the source of this 984-nucleotide messenger RNA. RefSeq lists its product as uncharacterized. The record is from RefSeq and is a predicted model, not a curated record. Bases 1 to 792 code for a protein of 263 amino acids. NCBI's taxonomy places the organism in Eukaryota, Metazoa, Arthropoda, Insecta, Neuroptera, Chrysopidae. Gene Ontology annotation, molecular function: DNA binding. The transcript is spliced from 2 exons. Gene Ontology annotation, biological process: regulation of transcription by RNA polymerase II. Gene Ontology annotation, cellular component: nucleus; transcription regulator complex.
AUGGAUAUUCGGAAAUUUCUUCGUUUAGUUGAACAGCAUAAAUGUUUAUGGGAUCCAAAUGACCCUACCUAUAGUUUUCGUGACCAAACAAAACUUUCAUGGGUGAAAAUAUCUGAAGAAAUGCGUGUACCAGAAAACGAUCUACGAAAAAAAUGGAGAGGAUUGAGAGACUGUUUUGUCAAAGAAUUAAAAAAAGCUCACAAAAGAAAGGCAGAACAAGGACCUAGUUCAGAGCUUCAGUCAAAAUGGUGUUAUUUCAAAAUGCUACUAUUUCUUAAAGAUACAAUAAACCGAGGAGAAUUUAAAACAUCCUCCACACUUGAAGCUAUAGACUCUCAUGAUCCAUUCGAAGAAAGUUUUCCUCCACAAAUAGAAAGUAAAGUCGAUGAAGAAAAUACAAACUACACCAGUAGAGAUUCGUUUGAAUUUGAAGAAAAUUCAAUAAAAUUGGAGCCUUCCAUUAAUGGAGGUUCAUUGGAAAACAUUGAUGAAAUUUCAAUGAAAUUGGACCCUCCAAUUAGUGAAAAGGUACCAAAUAAUGAAGAAUUUGCGAUGUACAACAGUCAGGAUUUACUAGAAAAUUGUGGCCAAACUUUAAGAAACAAGCCUGAACCGCCUUUGAAGAGGAGAAUAUUGUGUGUUGAAGAACAUGGGAAUGAUGCUGAUGCUCAAUUUUUGAUGAGUCUUUUACCUUUCUUGAAAGAAGUUCCUCAUGAUCGUAAAUUAUUAGUACGAGCAAAAUUACAACAAGUUUUUAUUGAUGAACAGAACCAUAAGCCACCAAAUGAAUGAUAUUCCAACGGUUAAUGAGGUACAACAAACUAAUAAAGAUUGAAAACGAGGAUAAAUAGAAAUUAAACUCAUCGUUUCAGAGUCUUUAAACAUCUUACCAUGAGACCCGUUCUGCUAAAGACUUGUAUUUAAUGAGCAUUUUUACUAUCAGUAAUUUUUGUUGGGAAAAUUUAAAACCAUCCAGAGAAGAGG